CUCGCAUCCCGCUCCGCAUCGUUCGUGCCGCAGCGGGGUAGACCUCGUGGUGGACUCGAGCUCUUCGACUCGGCCAUAUUGGAUAGUGAAUGACUCCGUUACACAGGGGCUCAAGAGUAGCCGUGAAAUCUUCGCAAGAUCCUCGACGCCGUGAGGAUACCGAGCCAAGAUGGAAAACGAGUACACAGUUACGGUCACAAAUAAGUUCCUGCUGGCGCUCGAUGAGAGCGAGGAUCCACUGGAGGUGCUAAAAGUGCGCGAGCAGGAGAAGGAAGCCAAGAAGAAGGAGAGGAUCUCGGAGAAGGAGAACAAGACGAAGCAGCAACAGCAGCAGCAGCAGCAGCAACAACAGCAACAACAGCAGCAGCAGCAGCAGCAACCACCGCAGGACGGCCAGAAGGCGGCCAACAACAAGACGCAGAAGAGCCGCGUGAUCAAGGACGCCCAGCAGCCGCCGUCCAAGACGCAGGAGACUAAAAAGGAUCAAGCUGAUAAGAAGCCAGCUCAACCAAGAGCAAGCGGAGGAGACCGCAACGUCAAAUUCUCCAGCGAAUCCCGGGAGGAGCGCAACAAUAGGCGUAACCGGGAAGACGGGGAAAGAACGCUGCGGGGACAGGGAGAGUUCAGACGAGGACCUCCUAGUGAAGGACGCGAGACACGCGAGUUCCGAAACUCGAAUGAGACUCAACGUGGCGAAUAUGGGGAACGUCGUGGCCGCGGUGGAAUGCGCGGGAUGGGUCGUGGACGUGGUGGCCCCCGUGGACGCGGCGGCUUCGAUAAUCGCGGCAAACGCGAGUUCGAUCGUCAGUCAGGCUCUGAUAAAACUGGAAUUAAACCAGUGGAUAAAAAAGAUGGUGCUGGCAGCCAUAACUGGGGUACUCAUAAUGAUGAAAUAGAAGAAAGCCUGAAUCAAGACAGUCAAGAUUGGGCUAAUGAUAAACCGGAUGCCGAACCUCAAGCACCGACCGAAAUUAAGAACGGCGAAACAACUGCGGAUGCGACUGUUGAGGAGAAACCAGUCGAGGAAGAAACUCGUGAACUUACUUUGGAUGAAUGGAAAGCCCUGCAGAGUAACAGAGUUAAGCCUCAAUAUAAUCUGCGAAAAGCCGGCGAAGGUGAGGAUCUGUCCCGUUGGAAGAAGAUGUACGCUCUUGAGAGGAAGAAAGAGGGUAAUGAAGAAGAGGAGGACGAGGAAGAGGAAUAUGACGCAGCCGCGGAGUAUCCUCAGCGUGUUGGCAGGCAAAAACGAGUGUUAGGCAUCGAGAUCCAGUUCAGUGACUCACGACGUGGAUCCGGCGGUCGCGGUCGAGGUGGUCGCGGUCGUGGUGAUCGCAUGAACGGACGUGGAUUUGGAAAUCGUGGUGCUCCCAGAGAUGGUGACUCACGUUCACAGAACGAGCAGAGGUCGCCGCGAAGUCGUCAGAACGCUCCGAAGGUAGACGAUGAGAAUGACUUCCCUUCCUUGGGAUAGGUAGCUUCAUCUGUUGACUAUAUAACAUCCCACCAUUACCGUCACCAACAGUACAUUUACUGCAGAUAAAGCUCUACACUAACUAAAACAAAUAUUACUAUCGAGAAUCUUGCGUUAGUGAUAACAUUAUUAAUGCAUAAUACAGUACACCGUUGCAAAAAUGAGAUACGUAAUGCUAUCUAAAAAAAUUCCUUUCGUGACUUGAAUGUCACAAUUAUGUAUUGGCAUAUAAUCGUACACAUGAAAAGUUACAUGAUGUAUGGAGAAGAGAAACAAAUAGAUAACGAUCCUUUUUUUGUACUUGUGUGGGAAGCCAUUUGUCUAUAACUAGUCCGAGACACUGGCCAGCGGACGAAUGAUCUGUGCAAGAACGAUGCACAGAACAUAAUCACUGUGAACUUGUUGAUAAUUUUCAAUCCAUAAGAUGACAGGAAGAGAAUAUAUGAAGAACAUUGAGACAGAAAGAAAGAGUUUAAGCGGACCAGCAAGCGUAAAACGUUAUGGAGUAUAAACUUCAAGUUACAGUUUCAAUCUGCUUAAAUCCGAAUCGAAGGCAAUUGUCGAAAGAAGGAGAAAUUUUCACUGUACACAAAAGUAGUGGAACGCGGGCUGCGGUAUCGAUCUUGAUCCGAUGUCGCGUUAAGGGCCUAAAGGAGGCUGAAUGAUGUAGCAUCGAUACGCGCGCGAACAUGUAUAAUAUCUCUUUUUAGGCGUAAAUUUUAAACGCACUUUCUGUUUUAUAAGUUUUAUACGAUAUUUGGAAAAGAAUCCUUCCUUGUAUCACACACACAUAUACACAGGCAGGUCUGAAGCACUUGCCAUGCGUAAAAAUGUAAGAAACUUUUAAAAGGGAGAGUAGAUUUCUAUUUAAGAAAACAUCCUAAAUAAAUCAUCUACUUAGAGCA
This is a messenger RNA of Pogonomyrmex barbatus (red harvester ant), 2376 nucleotides long. RefSeq lists its product as uncharacterized. Gene Ontology annotation, cellular component: cytoplasm; nucleus. NCBI's taxonomy places the organism in Eukaryota, Metazoa, Arthropoda, Insecta, Hymenoptera, Formicidae. Gene Ontology annotation, molecular function: RNA binding. The record is from RefSeq and is a predicted model, not a curated record.